UCAAAGAAACACAAUUGCUUCAUGUGUUUUUUGCUUUCUUCCCUCAGGCCUUCCCAUUGCACCUUGGGAAAUCCCUGAGGGAAGUGAGGCCAAAGGAAAUCAGGACAAAUUCCCUUUACAGGCUCUUUUUGCUCCUCCUCAGCUGCUUUGCCUUCCCAGCAGGGGACAUCUCACCUCCCACCCUUCUAGGGCUGCCUGUCUGCUUUCAGAGAAGCUCUGAGACUGCAAACUGCCUCUCCAGAGCUUUUCCUACCUUGCAGCUCAGUAUUUCCUUAUCCCACUCUGGAGAAUUGCGGAGCUGCCAUUCCCUACCUCCAAGACAGAGCAUCCUCCAUGCAGCCAGCACCUUUCGGUCCUGCUUUCGCGUCUCACUUCGUCGGCUCGCGCCCCGACAGCGCCGUCCACAAGGUGGGAUGGAUUACAGAGUCCCUGGCGCCGUCAGCAAUGGCGAAACGGUGCCUGCACACCCUGGCAUGGAAAAGGAGAAGGAGGAGGAGGAGGAGGACCAGACCCUGGAGCGAGGGCAGUGGAACAACAAGCUGGAGUACGUCCUCUCUGUGGCUGGGGAGAUCAUUGGCCUGGGAAAUGUCUGGCGCUUCCCCUACCUCUGCUACAAGAACGGUGGAGGUGCCUUCUUCAUCCCCUACCUCAUCUUCCUCUUCACCUGCGGGAUCCCUGUCUUCUUCCUGGAGACGGCGCUGGGGCAGUACACCAGCCAGGGAGGGGUGACGGCCUGGCGCAGGAUCUGUCCCCUCUUCGAAGGAAUUGGCUACGCCUCACAGGUCAUCGUCAUACUGCUGAACUUCUACUACAUCAUUGUCCUGGCCUGGGCCUUGUUUUAUCUCUUCAGUUCGUUCACCAUCGACCUCCCCUGGGGCAGCUGUGACCACGAGUGGAACACAGGGAACUGCAUGGAGCUACAGAAGGCGAACACAACGCUCAAUGUGACCAACGAAAAUGCCACCUCCCCUGUCAUCGAGUUCUGGGAGAGAAGAGUGCUAAAGAUUUCUGAUGGCAUCCAGCACCUGGGCAGCCUGCGCUGGGAGCUGGCUCUGUGUCUCUUGCUGGCGUGGAUCAUCUGUUACUUCUGCAUUUGGAAAGGGGUCAAGUCCACAGGCAAGGUGGUGUAUUUCACAGCUACGUUCCCAUACCUCAUGCUGGUCGUUCUGCUGAUCAGGGGAGUUUCCCUGCCUGGGGCGUCCCAGGGAAUCCUGUUUUACCUUUAUCCAGACCUCAGUCGCCUUGGGGACCCCCAGGUCUGGAUGGACGCAGGCACUCAAAUCUUCUUUUCAUAUGCAAUUUGCCUGGGAUGCCUGACAGCUCUGGGCAGCUAUAACAAAUACCAUAACAACUGCUACAGGGACUGCGUGGCCCUCUGCUUCCUCAACAGCGGCACCAGCUUUGUGGCCGGCUUUGCCAUCUUCUCCAUCCUGGGCUUCAUGGCAGGGGAGCAGGGCGUGCCCAUUGCUGAGGUGGCCGAGUCGGGGCCUGGCCUGGCAUUCAUCGCCUACCCUCGGGCUGUGGUCAUGCUGCCCUUCUCCCCGCUCUGGGCGUGCUUUUUCUUCCUGAUGGUUGUUUUGCUGGGACUGGAUAGCCAGUUUGUCUGCGUGGAGAGCCUCGUCACAGCUCUUGUGGACAUGUACCCCACCAUCUUCCGCAAGAAGAACCGCCGGGAGACCCUCAUCCUGCUGGUCUCCGUCCUCUCCUAUCUGGUUGGGUUGGUGAUGCUCACAGAGGGUGGGAUGUAUGUCUUCCAGCUCUUUGAUUACUAUGCUGCCAGUGGCAUGUGCCUGCUCUUUGUGGCCAUCUUCGAGACUCUCUGCAUCGCCUGGGUCUAUGGUGCCGAGCGUUUCUAUGAUAACAUUGAAGAUAUGAUUGGCUACCGGCCAUGGCCCAUCAUCAAAUACUGCUGGCUUUUCAUCACCCCAGCGGUUUGCAUGGCAACCUUUCUGUUUUCUCUGAUCAAAUACACUCCGCUGACCUACAACAAGAAGUACGUGUACCCAUGGUGGGGAGACACCCUGGGCUGGCUGCUGGCCCUCUCCUCCAUGGUGUGCAUCCCUCUCUGGAUCGUCUACAAACUCUCCACCAUCAAAGGCUCCCUCAGAGAGAGGCUCCGCCAACUCACCUGCCCACUUGAGGACUUGCCUUCCAUGCCGGGCACGGGACAGCCCCUUCCCUCCACCAGAGCUGGCCUCCUGAUGCUGACAGAUCUUGAAUCUCAUUGCUAG
Messenger RNA from Gavia stellata (red-throated loon), 2231 nucleotides. RefSeq names its product sodium- and chloride-dependent GABA transporter 2. The coding region runs from base 414 to 2231 and encodes 605 amino acids. Gene Ontology annotation, molecular function: gamma-aminobutyric acid:sodium:chloride symporter activity. The transcript has 16 exons. The record is from RefSeq and is a predicted model, not a curated record. Gene Ontology annotation, biological process: neurotransmitter transport; sodium ion transmembrane transport. NCBI's taxonomy places the organism in Eukaryota, Metazoa, Chordata, Aves, Gaviiformes, Gaviidae. Gene Ontology annotation, cellular component: plasma membrane.